AUGGCUUCAAACAGUUCAAGUGCUGAUUGGCAAGUUUUUGAUGAUGCUAAAAGUACUGCAUCUAAUGGCUCGCAUUGUAGCAAGAUGUCUAGUGUCAGCCAGCGCUCGGAGCGUGCUCGUUUAACAAAGUUAAAGUUGGAGGAGAUGGAGAAUGAAGCCCAGCUCCAAAGACGCAAAGUAGAAAUGGAUCAGAAAAAGGUUGAAAUGGAGCAGAAAAAGGUUGAAAUGGAGCAGAAAAAGGUUGAAAUGGACCAGGCAAAGCUCGAAAUUGAUAUUAACUUGUCACGCGCUAAGGCAUCCAUGAUAGAUGAGGAAUUAGAAUCUCUAGCGUCCGCCAGCCGGGCACCUUCAUGUGUAGGUUCUAUUUCUUCGUUACGACAAGAUGUAACUCAAGUUUCAGAUGUGCCUCCCGCAAUGCCAAAUAAUGCAUAUGGCGAACAAGUUAAUGCAUGUCUUGAUGAAGUUGAACCAGCGUCAGUUUCUCAUGAGCACCAGACAAAGCAAACUCCUUCAUUUCAAAGUCAUCCUAGCCCACCUAUUGCGUCACAAACAUACAUGAACAAAGAUUAUCUCCCUAGCAUACAACAAGCAAAUCAUCCUUAUAUUGGUCAGGUUCCCCAGUCGGAACAACAACGCUACUCAGGUGCUGAAUACCACUCACCGGGAAGACAUAACGAGCAAUGUAACAUUAACCAUACUGCUGCGGACAGAUAUCACUCAGUCUAUCAAGCACCACAAGAGAUGCAAUAUAAUUCAUCUUUUACAUACAAUAACAUUCUGCAACCUCAACCAAGAAGACAGGAGUCUAAACAUGUUCCUGAUAGACAAGUUUUUAUGCAAGGUAAUCCAACUAGCUAUAGCCAUGGGCCUACACCAGUUUCGGUUGGUGAUAACCAAAGUUCCAUGAGUCUUGCUGAUGCUCUGUAUUGCAUGGCAUCUUCAAUUAGACAAGGACCUCAAGAAAUAGAAAAAUUUGAUGGAGAUGCGUUGAGUUAUCACAGGUUUAUUCAAAAUUUUGAUGAUAUGUAUGAUAGUAAAAUUGCAGAUCCUCGUACUAAACUCAACUAUUUGAUUGAUCAAUGUACCGGAAAAGCCAGAAAGGCAAUUGAAUCUUGUAUCAUAGUGAAACCACCUUUGCAAGGCUAUCUUGAUGCACGCUCCAUUCUCAAACAACAAUUCGGACGAGAUUACAAAGUUGUAAACGCAUUCAUGGAUUCACUCAAAAAUGGUCCUAGCAUAAAGCCACAAGAUUCUGAAGCAUUAUAUGAUCUUGCCACACAAAUGCGUAAUUGUGGUAUCAUUUUGACGAAUUGGGAACAUAGCUCUAAGCUUGACAGUCAAGAUCUGUUUGACAAAAUCUAUUUACGACUUCCAGUACCAAUGCAAAGAGAGUUCACAAGACAUCAUACAUCUACUUACAAUAGUGACAAAGAACCAACAUAUCAUGAUUUGUAUAAAUUUGUUAAUCAAUCUGCAAUAUUGGCAGAUACUAGGCUGAGCCGUCUCACUGCAGAGCAAAAUUUGAAGAAUAGAAAUGCUAUGCAAAAAAGAGCUAUAAUUCUACCAAGGUGUCCACUUAUGUCACCCAAACAUCACAAGUUAAGUCGUCCAAUGUGUUUUCGGAUUGUUUACUUUGUGAUGGACCCCACAGGUUGUGGAAAUCAUGUAGCACGCAACUGUCCCAGUGACAACCGAUGCAAAAUUGAGAACUGCGGAAAAUUGCACCAUUCGCUUCUACACAACCAAGAACGUAUCAGACAGGACAAGCCUUCUGAUAGAAAUGCAGCAAGUGACACUUCAACUCAUGUUGUCAAUGGAAGCACUGAUGCAUCAAUUCUCAAUUCAAGGAAAAGGGUAUAUCUCAUGAUUGUACCAGUUAAUGUAACUUCGUCAGAUGGUUCACACUCUGUGAAAACCACUGCACUUCUUGAUUAUGGCUCAAAUGCAACUCUUUGUAAGCUAAGUCUUAUGAAGAAACUCAAGGUGAAAGGAAAGCAAGAUUCUUUCACUAUUUCCACAGUCAAUGGCCUACAUAAGCAAAACGGCUACAGAUUGCAUCUAAAUAUUAAGGGUCUACAGGAAUCUGACGAGUUUAUGUUGGAAGAUGUUCUAGCUGUUGAGUCACUUCCAAUACUUUCAGAUGGACUUCCUACGAAGGCAGAUAUACAAAGUUAUCGGCAUCUUAACGGUAUCGAUUUUCCUGAAAUAGGGAAUCAUGAACCAGAAUUAUUGAUUGGUGCUGAUAAUUAUGAAGCUCUAAUAAUUCAAGAUAGAAGACUAGGGAAUAAAGGCCAACCUGCAGCUGUUCAUACCCCACUUGGAUGGACACUCAUAGGCAAAGAUGUUUCAAGGGUCACCAAUGGUAUGUCUAUCAAUUUUGCUAACGUUGAAAAGGAUAUUCUUUGUGAACAAUUGCAAAAAAUGUUUAAUUGUGACUUCAGUGAAUCCGAUUUCACUGAAGAAUUUGCACCUUCAAUCGAAGAUACGAGAGCUUUGUCAAUCAUGGAAAAUUCAAUAUGUAAAGUUGAUGGUCACUAUCAAAUGAGGUUACCAUGGAAAUGUGAAGAACCCCAAUUCCCACAGAGUUAUAAAUUUGCAAAGAAACGACUUGAUUAUUUGAAGAGAAAAUUUCAACGUGAUCCAGAGUAUUUUGAUAAAUACAAAGAAAAAAUUCAUGAAUAUAUUGACAAUGAUUAUGCUAAGAAAAUACCUGAAGACCAUGUCCCAUCUGAUGAAAGGAAGAUUUGGUAUUUACCUCAUCACUCAACUGGUGAAAAGUUCAGGCUUGUGUUUGAUUGUUCAUUCAAGGUGGACAAUAUAUCACUCAACAAUCAAGUAUUACAAGGACCAGACCACUGCUCAAAUCUUGUUGGAGUUCUGACCAGAUUCAGACAGAAAGACAUAGCCUUUGUGUGUGACAUAAAAGGAAUGUUUCAUCAAGUUAAAGUUCAUCCUGAGGAUUGGGAUUCUCUGAGAUUCCUAUGGUAUCCAAAUGAUGACAUUUCAAAAGAACCUGAAUCUUACUUUAUGACAAGAAGUCUUUUUGGCCUAACCAGUUCACCCAGUGCAGCUGGAUAUGCUUUAAAAAGAGCUGCAAUAGAUAAUGAAACAAAUGCUAAUAUUGAUGUUUUAAAUACAGUUAAUAAUAAUUUUUAUGUUGAUGACUGUUUGAAAUCUUGUGAUUCUUCUCAUUGUGCUAUUGAUGUCAUUAAUCAGUUAGAUUGCUUGUUAUCUAAUGUAGGUUUUCAUCUUACCAAGUAUCGCAGUAACUGCCGGUCUGUUCUUUCUUCUAUUUCAGAUAUAGACAAAGCUAAAGAUAGUUUUUUGGAUUUAACUCUUGAUAAAUCAUAUUGCUCUAAGACACUUGGUAUUAUGUGGAAUAAUGUCAGUGACCAGUUCACUGUGAAAGUGGAUAUAAAGCCAAAGCCUCUCACGAGACGUGGUUGUCUCUCUAUGAUAUCACAAAUAUAUGAUCCAUUGGGUAUGAUGCAACCAUUCAUCUUACCAAUGAAAAGCCUCAUGCAAACUCUAUGUGCUCAAGAUAUUGGAUGGGACUCUCCGAUCCCAACCCGAUAUGAAGAAAUAUGGCAAAAAUGGGUUAACGAGCUUCCGAGACUGCAGGAAGUGUCCAUUCCCAGAUGUUUCAAACCACCAGGAUUUAAGACAGACCACAUUGAGCUUCAUACGUUUUGUGAUGCCAGCCAAGUUGGAUAUGGUGCAGUAAUUUAUUUGCGCAUGACGUCACAAAAUGGUGUUAUUCAUUGCUCAUUUGUUUUGGGAAAAUCUCGAGUGACACCCAGAAAGCAGAUUACCAUCCCAAGAUUGGAGCUAUGUUCAGCUGUACUCGCAGUGAAGCUCAGUCGAUUUGUCCUAAAGGAGUUGGAAUACAAAGUCAACAAUGUUUGUUACUGGACAGAUUCAACUUCUGUGCUCCAGUAUCUAUCAAAUACAUCAGCAAGGUAUCAUGUUUUUGUAGCUAACCGAGUGGCUCAAAUUCACAAUAGUUCAUCGAUUAAUCAAUGGAGACAUGUAGACACUAAAAAUAACCCUGCAGAUGUAGCAUCACGAGGAUUAAGUCCUAGAUGUAUCGACAAAGCCAUUUCUUGGUUUAACGCGCCUGAAUUUCUUUGGCAUUCUCAGGAACACUGGCCUAAGCGUCCUGAAGUUUUACCUCAAAUUCCUGAAAAUGAUCCUGAAGUCAAGACUAUAAUAAAUACGAAUGUUAAUAUGGAAAAGGAUAAUGUCAAGUCUGUAUUGUCUAUGCUUAUGGAGCGCUACUCAGAUUAUGGGCGACUUCAAAGGGCAAUUGCUUGGAUAAAACGUUUCACAAAUUUCUGCAAAGCAAAGUAUUUGCACAAAGUUAAAUUUCAAGAUAUAGGCAAAUUAAGUGUUGAUGAGCUGGAUUAUGCCACUCAUGAAAUUCUCAGAAUCACCCAGCGUGAUGUGUUUUCUAAACAAAUGAAGUAUCUUGAAAUGAAUAAUAAAGAACAUAGGGUUCCAAAGAGUCAACUUCGUAAAGGUCAAUGUCAGUCACUUCAGAAUUUAUGUCCAUUUAUCGAAGAUGAUUUGAUGAGAAUUGGAGGACGUCUUCAACAUUCUUUGCUACCACUUCAUAGCAAACAUCAAAUAAUUCUACCUCAAGAUCACCAUGUGACAAGAUUACUCAUCAAAAAGUACCAUGAGCAAGAGGGACAUAGUGGCACAUUACAUGUUCUUGCAGUCAUUCGAGAACGUUACUGGAUAAUACAUGGUCAAUCUACUGUUCGCUCUUACCUAAGGAAAUGUCUCAAAUGCCGCAUGCAAAGAGCAAAGGCCGGCAAACAAGUUAUGGCACCUCUUCCUGCCAGCAGGGUAACCCCAGGUCAUCCAGCCUAUACAUGGACUGGAAUAGAUUAUAUGGGGCCAGUCAUAAUCAAGCAAGGAAGAAGCACAAUAAAGCGAUAUGUUUGUGUUUUCACAUGCAUGUCUUCUCGUGCUGUUCAUCUCGAAGUUUCACAUUCUUUGGAGACCAAUUCGUUUUUAAAUGCCUUGGAACGAUUUUCAAGUCGUCAUAUCAUGCCAAAGGAGAUCUACUGUGACAAUGCCUCUACAUUUGUUGGGGCCGAACGAGAACUCAAGGCUGCAAUAAAGAGCUGGAACAAUGAUAAAUUACACAACUAUAUGCUUAAUCGUGGUGUCAAGUUCAUCCACUCACCUCCACUUGCUUCCCACCAAGGAGGAUGUUGGGAAGAAUUAUUCGUACAUGACGAUGCUGCGGAUUCUCCCCCUCUAACUCCAAAGAUGCUGUUGACGGGUCAACUAGACUCGUCGCUUUCUCCUGGAGAGUUCAACCGAGCAGAUGGAUAUCGUAAAUCCUGGAAACUAGUCCAUCGCUUAGCGGAUCAAUUUUGGUCACAAUGGAUCAAGCAAUAUCUUCCUCAACUUCAGGCCAGACAAAAGUGGCUCCAUCCCGAAAGAAACUUCAAAAAGGGCGAUUUAGUUCUCGUUGUAGAUGAGAACACCAAGCGAGGCUUAUGGCCCAAAGGAAUCAUCAGGGAGACCUUUCCUGACAGUAAUGGUCAUGUUAGAAGAGUGCGUGUAGACACGGCCUCUUCAUCUUUCAUUCGUGAUAUCAGAAAAUUAUGCUUCCUAGAAGAAUUGUGA
Molecule: messenger RNA, 5643 nt
Organism: Styela clava
Lineage: Eukaryota; Metazoa; Chordata; Ascidiacea; Stolidobranchia; Styelidae
Source: RefSeq, a predicted model, not a curated record